This is a messenger RNA of Striga asiatica, 1795 nucleotides long. Lineage: Eukaryota; Viridiplantae; Streptophyta; Magnoliopsida; Lamiales; Orobanchaceae. The record is from the annotation of a GenBank genome assembly.
GAGAGAGAGAGAGAGAGAGAGACGUCUUCACUCUUCAAAUCAAAUUGUCUUCCAAAUUAAACAAAAAAGCAGACAAAUUUUGCUUGCCCACAAAUGCCCUCUGCAACCCCCCAAAAAAAAUCCCAUCUUCAUCAUCAACUUCACUGUCUUUCAUGACAACUAUAAUGUCUCUAAUUUUCUUUUAUAUAUUUGCCCGAAUUAUGUGGGCUUUUGGGGUCCUUUGCCUUGGUCAGAAUUUGUUUUUUCAUCCUUACUUUUCUUUUCCUUCUCACAGAGGAAACAGGAAAGCAAAGAAAGAGAACCUUCCCACCUCCCCCAAACCUUCUCUAUUUUCUCUCUCUUGUUUCUGUCCUAUCUCUCUACUCUAUCUCUAUCUUUUCUCUCUACAUGACUUCUUUAUUGCUUUGUCCACACCGCUUUCAUAUUCAAUUUCAAUCACCAUACACCAGUUUUCUUGUUCAUUUAUCACUCUUUGCUCUCUCCCCUUUCUUCCUCUGGGUUUUCACCAGAUAGCCCUGAUAGAUAAAAUAAUAUCACCCGUCUGAUCAUCUUCAAGAUCACAAAUUUUUCUUUGAUCUGAUGUCUAAGAAGGGUGAAAGGGUUGUUUUCGAUUCAGCAACAAAUUAUGGUGUUGGACCGUACGAGGAUGCUAAAGCGAAGCUGAAGCAUCAAAAUCUUCUGCAGGACUAUGAAGAGUUGCAAAGGGAAACUGAUGCUAUGAGAAGCAAAUUAGAGGCAGCUAGCAAGCGGAAGUCAAUUCUUGCUGCUGAAGUUCGGUUUUUGCGUAAAAGAUAUAAGCACCUCGUGAAAUCAAAGAACAUGGAUUCUUCACAAGAACAAGCACAUGCACAGAAGAUAAGUCCCCCAAAGAAAGCUAAAACCCCAAAGGAAUCGGUUUUCAUCAGAAAAGGAACAAGUCCAAGUCAGCAUAUAUUAGCUUUAGUUCCUCAACUGAUAAAGAAGAAACAAUUUGUAGUUGAACCAGCUGUUCUGAUUUCUAAUUCGAACCAGAAAGACAAGAAGCGCAUGAAGAAAGAAGCUGUGGCCCCAAACGCGGCCUUAUUGUACGACAAAAUCCAGAAGGAAAGAAUCCUUUGUGCGAAUGAGGUAGGUUUAAGGAAUCCAAUUGCCACUUUCGAUUUGAAUGAGGACAGUUGCCCUAACGGUAAAGAAGCUUCUUUUCCUAGCCGAGCUCCGAUUUUCGACUUGAAUGAAAUCUCGACAGGGGAUGAGGAUUUUGGGACAAACGUUGAGGCAGUCGGGUUUGAAGAAUCAAAGAAGAGUUUAAUGAGAGGUUUAAACGACGAGCAGCAAAAUGAUAUGAAGUUGGCUUUCUGUAGAAAUUCUGGGGAAGGGUCGUCUCGUGUGGGGAAGAGGAAAAUUUCGUGGCAAGACCCAGUUGCUUUGAGGGUUUGAAGCUUAUUCAGUUUGUUUAGCUUCCUUUUUUUUCUUAUAUAUAUAUAGGGACCAGUUUGAGUUUCAUCUGCUAUACACAAUGUUAUAUUAGAAACUAUUUUGUGGGGCUAGUGAAGAAUGUUAGAUAAUUUUGUGGGACUUGUUUACUCAUAAAUUAGUUAGUAGCAGCUUUGGCCUAUUCUGUGAAAAUGGAUCAUUUUUUGGGUAUCUGUGUGAUAAUUUAUAGGAGUUCACUUAAUAUUGGGGUAUACUUUGCAGGGAUUUUGAUAAUUGCAAAAGACUCUCAAGUUUGGUAUUGGUUCUAAGAGUAAAUGUAAUUUUUUAUGUUUUUUAUUAUUCUGUGACUGUCAAGAGAUUUUUGAAAUGUUUUCUUAUAAAC